Orycteropus afer afer is the source of this 1881-nucleotide messenger RNA. The record is from RefSeq and is a predicted model, not a curated record. NCBI's taxonomy places the organism in Eukaryota, Metazoa, Chordata, Mammalia, Tubulidentata, Orycteropodidae.
AUGCGGGGCACCCCUCCUGCCCGGCUGGGCAGGGACAACCAGGGGCUUUUGAACAUCCCCACGGAGGCUCCUCACCGCAUCCCAGGGCCUCCCGCGGACCGUCAGCCCACCCAGCAGCGGCCCAUGGACAGAGAGAUGGGGCUCCUGGGGCAGGCUCCCUCCUGGCCAGGACCUGCCCACCUCACAGUGGACCGUGACCUCGAGGAUCUUUUUGGGAACCAGGCCUCCCCGCCCCCUGCUGGGGGUGAGCUGGGGUCUGGACCACGUCCCCCAGGGGGUCUUGGAACUCGGCUGAGAGCAACCCCACGGAGCCCCCUCCCAGGCUCGAGAGGGUCAGAAGGGGGCCCAGACCAGGCCCUGGGCCACAUGCCCAUCAUUCAGGCAGGAAGUGCCCAGAGCCUGUCAUGGGGGCAGCUCGAGGAGGCCUUGGAGCCCAGGGCAGAAGCAGCCUCCGUGAGGGGGCAGGCUCGGAGCCCCGGGGGCCCUGGGGCGUCACUCCCGGCCCCCCCACCCGGGCCCCCGGCUUCCUCCCGAGCGUCCAGCUGCGUGCCCCGGACCCACCUGUUCUUCCUGAAGGUGCAUAAGUGCGCCAGCAGCACGGUCGCCAACAUCCUGUUCCGCUUUGGGGAGAAGCGUGGCCUCACGUUCGCGCUGCCCGCCAACGGUGCCCCCCACUUCUCCUACCCGAGCUACUUCUCGGCCAGCCACGUUGAGGGCUUCGACGGCAGCCUGGGCUUCGACAUCCUGUGCCAACACCUUCGGUUCCAGCCCACGGAGGUGAGUCCGGGGCCUGAGGGGGCGGUACACUGCCCGAUGCGGCUGCCCGGAGCCUCUGCACAGGAGACCCCAGGGGACCUGGGCGAGCACCCUGCCCCCUCUGCCCUGGAGAGAGUGCAGCGUGUCAUGCCCAGCGACACCUUCUACCUCACCAUCCUGCGUGACCCUGCCUACCUGCUCGAGUCGGCCUUCUCCUACUACAAGGCCGCGUCGCCCUUCGCCCGUGCCCAGAGCGUGGGCCACUUCCUGGAGCACACCGGCACCUUCUACGACCCGCUGCAGCCCGACAGCCACUACGGCCGGAACCUCAUGGCCUUCGACCUGGGCUUCGACCACAACGCGAGGCCCACCCGCCAGCACACGGCCCGGAUGGUGCGGGCCGUGGCCGAGCGCUUUCACCUGGUGUUGAUUGCCGAGCACUGGGACGAGUCCCUCGUGCUGCUGCAGGACGUGCUGUGCUGGGAGCUGGACGACGUGGUGGCCUUCCCCAGCAACCAGCGUGCUGCCUACGCCCGUGAGCCGCUGGACCCCAGCACCGAGAGCAGGGCCCGCGCCUGGAACGGGCUUGACUGGGCCCUCUACCAGUACUUCAACCGUACCUUGUGGGAGCGGCUGCGCGCCCUGGGGGCCGGACGCCUGCAGCGAGAGGUGUCCGCGCUGCAGCGGAGGCGGGAGGAGCUGGCUCAUACCUGCCUCCCGCACGGGCUGGGUGCCAUGCCUGGCGCCGUGCGGGACCCACAGCUGGCACCCCUGGACCACGGCCUGGCGCCCAUCCUGGGCUACGAGCUGAAGCCUGGCCUGGCCCCGGCCACGGAGCGCACCUGUCGUGGCCUGGCCACCCCUGAGCUGCAGUUUGGCCGCCGUCUCUACCUACGCCAGUUCCCGGAGAAGGCGCUGCGGCUCUCCAGGACCCGGGGAGGUCCCAGGGACCAUGGUGACAACAAUGGCUGUCCCCAGUGCUCCUGGGCCAUCCUGGCUCUGCAGAGGGAGGGAGGAGGGGGCUGCUGUGCCCUGCUGUGCAAACUGGGCCAUGUGGAGGUGAGUCUGGAGGACUGGGUGACCACAAAGAGAGAGCAGGAGCUGGCGGGGGACACCUCCUCCUGA